UGAUCAGCUGAUCUAUUUGGAUCCUCAUUACUGUCAGUCUGCUGUGGACGUCCAGCAGGAUCACUUCCCUUUAGAGUCGUUUCACUGUAAAACAGUCAGGAAGAUGGCGUUCAGUCGCAUGGACCCGAGCUGUACGGUGGGCUUUUAUGCCAGAAGCAGAGCAGAUUUCCACAGUCUGUGUUCAGACGUCAGUAAGGCUCUGUCAUCAUCCGAGCAGAAAUACCCCAUCUUCACCUUCGUUGAGGGUCACAGCGAGGGACAAAGCGGCUCUACGUCAGACAUGGACAUCACACACACAAAAACCAAAGACAAACUGAGGCGAAAUCAGAAGAGGAGCAGCACGGAGGAGUUUGUGCUUCUGUGACUCACCAUGACUGUCUCCUGUUUGCUUCCUCCCAUCUGAGUCAUGUGACCAAGGACACCACAAUCACAUAUUAGGCAGAUCGUAAAGGGACAGUUCGGUCAAAAAUGAAAGUUCAGUCAUCAUCCGAAACCAGUUUGAGCUUCUUUCUUCUGUUGAACACAAAGGAAGAUAUUUUGAAGAAUGUUGGAAAAACUGCCAUUGACUUCCAUAGUGUUUAUUUUUAGGUUUUAGUGUGGAUAUGAAUGGCAGCUUUUAUCCAACAUUCUUCACAUUAUCUUGUUUAGAGGCAGAAAUUUAGUUUAGAGUGUUAAUAAAUUAGGAAAUUUUCAUUUUUUGGGGUGGUGAACUCUCCUUUUAAAGGAACACUCCAUAUUUUUUUUUAGAAAUAGGCCAAUUUUACAGUUCUGCUAGAGGGAAACAGGUGAGUUUUGCCACUUUUGACCCCAUCUCUGCAUCUUUUAGCUUAGCUUAGCAUAAUUCAUUGAAUCAGAUUAGACCAUUAGCAUCUCAGAAAUGACCAAAGAGUUUUGAUCAUUUUCCUAUCUACAACUUGACUCUUCUUUAGUCUCAGUGUGCACUAAGACUGAAAAUGAACGCAAUAUUAUACCAGACCUGAAAAUAGUCCUCUGCUAGCUAGCUAGAUAGCCACUGUGUAAUAUCAUGGUACAGCAGUAAAACUUGUUGAUGGAUACGUAUAGUUUCUAGCCAUUUCAGUCUAGAAAAUGGCACCUUUUUAUUUUCUUUUGGUCUUAGCGCACAUAGUAACUACAGAAGAGUCAAGCUAUAAAUAGGAAAAUCUGGUAAUCUUUCAGAUGCUAAUGGUCUAAUCUGAUAUAAGGAUUUAUGCUAAGCUAAGCUAAAACUGCUUCUUUCAAAUCCGGAGAUCGAUUGAAUUUAUGAAAAAACUGGUAAACCUCGACUUUUUUAGCCGUAAAUCUGUAAAAUGAGCUUUUAUUUAAAAACAAAAAAGAAGUACAUUUAAACAGGCAUUAGAAAGUCUGACACUGUUUUGUUAUGUAAACAUGAGUUUUCCCCUCAAACCGGUUUUUAGGAAAUAGGUUAAUUUUACAGCUCCCCCAGAGUGAACAGGUGAGUUUUACCAUUUUUGACUCCAUUUAGCUGAUCUCCAGGUCUGGCGGAGCUCGUUUAGCUUAGCAUAAUUCAUUGAAUCCGAUUAGACCAUUAGCAUCUGAGAAACGACCAAAGAGUUUUGAUCAUUUUUUUUCUAUAUAAAACUUGACUCUUCUGUAGUUACACUGUUUAUUUUCAGUUCUAGUGCACAAUGAUAUUAUACAAUACCUGAAAAUAUUUAGUUAGCUUGAUGACUGCUUGCGUAAUAUUAUGGUACGGAAGCAAAGUUCCUUGAUUAUUAUGCCACAAUGUGAGUAUAGUUUCUAGCCAUAUCAGUCUAGAAAAUGGCACCUUUUUAUUUUCUUUGGGUCUUAGUGCACAGUGUAACUACAGAAGAGUCGAGCUAGAAAAACUGAUCAUUUUUAAGAUGCUAAUGGUCUAAUCUGAUUCUAUGAUUUAUGCUAAGCUAAGCUAAAACUGCUUCUUCCAGACACCGAGAUCAGCUGAGUUAAAAAAAAUUGGUAAAACUCAACUGUUUACUUUUUAUGUGACCUUUAAAAUAAGCCAAUUUCUAAAAAAACUAUAAGAUGGAGUGUACAUUUAAGCAGGCAUUAGAAAAUCUGACAAUGCUUUAUGCUUGUACAUGUGGCAGCUUUUGCCAUUUCAUUAUGUAAACAUGAGUUUUCACCUCAAACUAAUGUUUUGUUUGUGAAUUCAGCUAAUUUUAGAGCUCCCCCAGAGUGAAACCGGUGAUUUUUACCAUUUUUGACUCCGUUCAGCCAAUUUCCAGCCAAUUUCCAGUUUUGAUAAUUUUUUCUAUAUACAACUUGACUCUUCUGUAGUCCCACUGUGCGCUAAGACUGAAAAUGAACACAAUUAAUGAAAAUAGCCAGCUAGCUAGCUAGAUAACCAUUGUGUAAUAUCAUGGUACAGCAGCGAAGCACCUUUAUUAUAAUGCCAUAAUGAGAGUAUAGUUUCUAGCCAUAUCAGUUUAGAAAAUGACACCUUAUUAUUUUCUUUUGUUCUCUGCACAGUGUAACUACAGAAGAAUCAAGCUAGGAAAACUGAUCAUUUUUGAGUGGCUAUUGGUCUAAUCUGAUUCAGUGAUUUAUGCUAAGCUAAAAGUGCUUCUGUCAUACUUUGAGAUCAGCUGAAUUGAUGAACAGAAGGGUAAAACUUAACUGUUUAACUCUUCGUGACCUUUUAAAAUAAGCCAGUUUCUAAAAAAAACUAAGUGAAGUGCUCCUUUAAGCAAACAUUAGAAAGUCUGACAAUGAUUUUUGCUAGUACAUGUGUCAGCUUUUGCUGUUUGAUUAUGCAAGCAUGCGUUUUCCCCUCAAACGGCUGUUGUUUUCUUGUGUUUCUGUAGUGUAAACACACCGAACUCCCUGUGUGUGUGUGUGUGUGUGUGUGUGUUUGCUGAGCAGGUGGCUAAGCAGAUUAUGGCGGAUGUGUUUGCUGUGAUGAUAAUGACUGCAGACAGUGAGGAUCUCAGACAGACCAGACGUGCAGACGCUACUCUUUGACAGGCAAACAUGAGAUUUGGUUGCUUUAAACACUGUGAUUUAUUCUUAAAGGGAUAGUUCACCCCCAAAAAAGUGAAACUUAUUUGGUUUGAGUUUCUUCUGUUGAACACAAAGGAUGA
Molecule: messenger RNA, 3080 nt
Organism: Danio rerio (zebrafish)
Lineage: Eukaryota; Metazoa; Chordata; Actinopteri; Cypriniformes; Danionidae
Source: RefSeq, a predicted model, not a curated record